This is a messenger RNA of Hydractinia symbiolongicarpus, 3068 nucleotides long. RefSeq names its product protein NEDD1-like. The transcript is spliced from 12 exons. Bases 61 to 2160 code for a protein of 699 amino acids. Gene Ontology annotation, biological process: microtubule nucleation; mitotic cell cycle. Gene Ontology annotation, molecular function: gamma-tubulin binding. The record is from RefSeq and is a predicted model, not a curated record. Gene Ontology annotation, cellular component: pericentriolar material; centriole; ciliary basal body. NCBI's taxonomy places the organism in Eukaryota, Metazoa, Cnidaria, Hydrozoa, Anthoathecata, Hydractiniidae.
ACUCAAACUUUUUAUUUGUAGUAAAAACAAAACUGCGAUUGACAUGGUCAUUGUUUUAUAAUGACAGAUAUCUUAGUUGCUUCAGCUGGAGAAGAUGUCCGCCUAUGGAAAACACCAGAGCUGAGUCUGCAUGCAGUAAAGAAUGGUGCAAAUGCAAAUGUUGUACAUUGCUGCUGCAGUUCAAAUGGGCAGUUGGUGGCUUAUGCACACGAAGAACAAGGUCUAAAUGUUGCAAGUCUUACAGAUGAUUCUGUUCCUGUUAUUAAAAUACCAACAACAUGUGAACAGUCAAAUGUGAUAUUUAAUGGCAAUUCACGAUAUCUCAUCAGUGGCGGUAUUGACAAUAUAAUAAGUAUUUGGGACAUCAAAUCGAGAACAGCAAAAAGGACUUACAAGGAUCAUGUCAAUCCAGUGAGCUAUUGUUUAUUUAAUUACAACGACAAUGUGAUUGCUUCAGCAUCUGACCAUGGAGAAAUCUUAAUCACAAAUGUACAAACUGGUGUUUCCUGUGAACCCAUGACUGGUUCUGAUACUCAGGCUGUACGUUGUCUUGGUUACUCUCAUUUUUCACGCCAUUUGCUUGCUUCAGCUAGUGACAGUGGAGUUAUCAAUUUAUGGGAAACAAAAGAGAAGAAGAUGUUAUUGAAAAGUUUUACUGAUCACAAAGCACCAGCUACUGGCUUAUCGUUUUCACCAUUGAAUGAUAUGCUGCUCUGUUCUACUGGAUUGGAUAAAAAGAUUGUAUUCUACGAUGUCACUGGAAAGAAAACUGUGAAAACAAUUAACACUGAAGGACCUGUUACAUGUUGUGAUUUUAUGAAUGAUGGUUGCACAGUUGCAGCAGGAACUGCAUCAGGUCGGCUGUAUAUGUUUGAUCUCCGCCAUGGCUCAACACCUCUUAAGGUAAUACCAGCUCACAAGACGUCUAUUCGAAGUGUUUCAUUUCAAAAGAUACCCAAAGAAAACAAGUCUCCCAGGCGUCCAUUGGAUGAAGCAUUGAGUAACCGUCGCGAAAACAGCUCUGUGGAAAAAACAUACAGUGGAGAAGAGGCCACCUCCUCGAAUCAGGAGAACUACCCAAGUAUGCCGAUGAAGAGCAGUAGCGGUUCUAACAUUGGUAGCCCUAUGCUAAGUGGGCGUGAUUAUAAUGUCCAUAGUAUGAUGGGCGGUCGUGAAAACAGCACCCUGGCGUUGAAUAAUGUUUUGAGUCAAAACAAAACACCCGAAAUGAUGAUGGCAAAUAUUCCGUCGAAAGCAGCGAAGUUAAUGGGAGAUGAAAUAUUUUCGCCGAUUGCUAUAGAUCCUUCGAUCCAAACCAAGAAAACAGUAGCAUAUCGUCAAAAAUCGUCAGGUAAAGCGAACUUCACAAGACCACAAUCUGUGUCUAUCGAUCAAGAUGAGGUUCCUAGACCUUCAUUUUUUCGCAGUAAAUCAGGUACUCUGUCGAAGUUCUCGUUAUCUACUCGCAGCACUGAUGAUCUGUUGUCCACAAUGAAAAAAACGACAAAAGAAGUUGAGUUAAAGGAUGACGGAAAAAAGAGCGGACUGCUGGGGUUUAAGUCGCCGUUUAAAAAGAAGACGCACGUCAAUUACAACAAACACUCCGACGAAUCGGAGACAAGUUCGAUCGAUUCAUUCAACAUGGACGAUAAAUCGAACACGCUCAAUGCCCGGCGCGGAAAGAAAGACCGGUUAAGUGACCGGUCAAACGAUUCCGGCGGACGACCGCAAGAAAACGGUAAACUAAGUAACGGCUCCGGAAGAUUAUCUCCUCACGGUCGGCAAAUAGAUACUAAUCAGUUAUUGGCUGAUAUACAACACUCCUUAGGUACCCAGGGCGAAAACAGAUCACCAAGUUUACAUUCGGUUGACUCCGCCGGUAACCAUGGUGAUAUGUUUCAUUAUGGCGGAGCUGGUAAUGGACAGCCUGUUCAAUUUCAAGUAGAUUUUAUACAGAGAAUGAUAGACGAAGCGAUGGAAGAAAACAGGUCAGCCGUACAUAACGAUAUGGUGAACCUACAAGUUGAAAUGCUACGUCAGAUGGAGAUACAAAAGGAACAAAUACGACAAAUGAUGCAGCAUUAUUCGAUAAACGACGAUCUUGUCGCCGAAAUUGACCGACUUCGUGCCGAAAACGAGAAACUGCGAACGAAGUAUUAACCAAACCAAAACGAUUGUAUUGCCGUUAAUUCCAUCGACCCGCGUUCUAUAUUCGGCGGCAUUUUUGCUAGAGCCGCAAUGUCUUCGAUACGGGAAACCAAUCUUCAACAAAACGUUCGCUGAUUAUUUAGCCGUGGUUGGUUAUUUUUCCGUGUGGAUCACGGAUCAGCACAGCGGCCCUUGCGGCUAGUACCAAAAAAGGUGAACCAUGUUUUUACGGCACGACAUUAACUGGACAAUAUUGUCACUUGCUGGUGUAUGUAGUCUGAUGGUGUACUAGUAUGGUAUCGAAAGUGUCUUCACCGUAACUCUGUUUAACUGUUUAAGUUAAGAAUUUGUAUAUUGUUGAAUAAAAUAUUUAUAUGUAUAUGACUUGAUAACCCUACUCAGCGGUGUACGGUACGACUCGAUAACCCUUCUCACACGGUACGGUAGUUUUUUUAUUGCAGAAACUUUGGUGUUUACGAACAACCUUUGGGGUAUUUGUGAGGCAAACUUUCGUGAUAUUUUUUAAACUUUGUGAAUGUUGAUCUGUUUCUAAGUAAAAGAAAAGCAUUGUAAGGAGUUGUUUAUCAAAAAAACGGAUUUUAGAAAAAAGUUAGGAAAACGCACUCUAGCUUAAAAUUCGCGAAAGUAAAUUUUCUUUAAAUAAAGCAGUUAACACGAAACACCACAAUACAAGAUGGGCCAAUUAUGUAUAUGUUAGGUCCACCAUAGCCAACAUCGUAUUGAUUAAUUCUUUGUCGUUAGCAUAACAUUUGAGAAGAUUUGUAGAUUUUUGUUUUUCUAAAUAUUUUAUAUUUAACUACAUAGUUGUAACAAUUCUUUCAUACAUAAUGUGAAAUAUUUCUGAUGAGAAAUAGACAAAGUUAAACCUGUCUUUUUUAACUGAAACAAGGACAACCCUA